CUGCUGUGUCAGAUGUCUCUGGGAGAGCUGCUGAAAUUGCUGGGGCUUGGGGCAGUGGCUCUAACAUUAGGAGUGGAGUGGCUGGACUGGCUGGCCCGUCGCCUGUGGCUCCGGAGAGGCCCCCAGGGGCCCCUGAAAGAAGUCCUGUUCUUCCCUUCCCCCAUAACCUGCGUGGAGCACCUGUACAGCCCAGCCAGGGCCCUUACGUGCUCCUGUCCCCUCCCCCACAGCCUCGACACCCCCUUCACCCGGCUCCUGGUGCACCUCCUCUCUGCGUCUGUGUCUCUGGACCUGUGUGUUUUCUCCUUUUCCCACAUGGAGCUGAGCAGAGCUGUGCUGCUGUUACACAGUCGCGGUGUGGCAGUGCGAGUGCUCACAGACAGAGACUACAUGAGCAUCAGCGGCUCUCAGAUUGGCGCCCUCCGCAGGGCAGGUAUCUGCGUGAGGCAUGAGCUGAGUAAAGUGGUACACAUGCACCAUAAGUUUGCGCUGGUGGACGGAAGAAAGCUGAUCACCGGCUCCCUCAACUGGACCGCCACCGCCGUCCAGAGCAACAAGGAGAACGUGAUAGUGACAGAAGACCCGGGACUGGUGCGGCCCUUUCAGGACGAGUUCUGCAGGCUGUGGGAAGCCAGCGACCCGGCCAAUCACAAACACCAAAUGCCCAUCGCCACGGCAACCAAGGGGCUGGUGACUCACAGCAAAGAAGUGUAG
Messenger RNA from Colossoma macropomum (tambaqui), 714 nucleotides. RefSeq names its product phospholipase D family, member 6 (gene pld6). Bases 13 to 714 code for a protein of 233 amino acids. The transcript has 3 exons. Gene Ontology annotation, molecular function: RNA endonuclease activity producing 5'-phosphomonoesters, hydrolytic mechanism. Gene Ontology annotation, cellular component: mitochondrion. Gene Ontology annotation, biological process: piRNA processing. The record is from RefSeq and is a predicted model, not a curated record. NCBI's taxonomy places the organism in Eukaryota, Metazoa, Chordata, Actinopteri, Characiformes, Serrasalmidae.